AUCCAAACAUAAAACUUCGUCCUGUGCCCGGACACCGUGACGGCGGAAUGAUGAGUCGGGCCGGGCCAAUGCGCAGCUGAAUAGAGCUGGGAGCACCGUGGGCAUCGCGGGUCGGCUGGAGAUGGAGUCGGAGCAAAGGCACAAGCGAGGAAGGGAAGGCACAGGAGUAAAAUAAGAAAAGAAGAGGAUGGGAAGACCCCGUCGAUUCGGCCUGGUAAUAUUCAACAGAUCGAUGCAGCGGAAACUGUGUAAAAGCUUUGAAUCCAUCGUUGGAGGAAGCGUUCGAUGAAUCACUCCGCGGCCUCUGUCUCUGGUACCUUCUGCUUUAGAUUUGAACUUCAGGGAUGGCCGUUUAUUCAUGGGGCAGAGGGGAUUUUGGCCAACUUGGACUUGGGGAUGAAAGCGACCGGAGUUUUCCAUCUUUAGUACAAAGUCUCGCGGACAAGGACAUUCUCCAUGUAGCAGCGGGUGACUUCCAUACUGCUUUCCUCACAGGAGAUGGAGAGCUUUACACCACUGGCAACAAUGAGUGUGGUCAGCUUGGUGCAAAAUCACGAGAAUUGCAGCUGUUGCCAAUCCGUGUCGCUGCCUUGGAUACUUAUACUAUUAGUCAUGUGGCUUGCGGUCAAAAGCACACAGUUGCUGUCACAGACACCGGAGCCUUGGCAUCAUGGGGAGCAGCAGAAUUUGGGCAAGUUGGACACAAGGAGGCAGCAGGCAGUGUUGACUCUGUGCAGCCGCGGAUAGUGAAGGGCACUCGUGAACUUCAGUUCGUUCGAGUCGCUUGUGGUGCUGCCCACACUGUAGCUUUGACAGGCAGCGGGGAUGUGUACACUUUUGGUCAAGGGGCCUUUGGCGCCUUGGGGCAUGGCAGCAAGGAUGACAUUGAUUCACCUAAGCUUGUAGAGACUCUCUGGGGUCUUGGCAUUGUGCAGGUAGCAUGUGGGGAGAACCAUAGUGCUGCUCUAUCUGCCGAUGGCCAGGUUUUUACCUGGGGAAGAGGGAAGUAUGGUCAACUUGGGCAUGGCACUGUUGAAUCUGAAUUCCACCCAGUAGCAGUCACAGCUUUGUCCGAUCAAAUGAUUGUUCAAGUUGUUUGUGGCGGAGAUCAUACGAUGGCCUUGAACAGUGAAGGUGAACUUUUUGCUUGGGGGCGAAAUCUUUGGGGGCAGACGGGGACAGGUCCUGAAGAGGAUACUCAUCGCCCAGCUCAGGUCAAGUUUCUUGAAAGUGAACGUAUCGUCCAGGUUUCUGCUGGUGCAAGGCACUCAGUUGCUCUGACAGAUAAUGGAAACAUUUUUGGAUGGGGUGAUGGUGAGCAAGGCCAGCUAGGAGAAAUAAAGAGUUCCAAAGAGCGGUUUCCUAUCCUCCUCUCUGGACCUGAGAAUGCUGGAAAACUUCUCUAUGUGGUGGCUGGAGGAGAGCAUACUCUGGCAGUGUACGAGCACCCACUCUCACAAGGACAAAGGUUUUCCGAUCAUACACCUGAAAGCUUUUCAAGUACUCCCACUGAAGCAUCAAGUAAAUCGGAUAUCUUGGGAUGUGAGCCGAGGAAUCCUUUCGUGGAAGAGGAGCUAACUCAGUUUCUGCAAAAGCACUCUAUCGAUUUGGACAGAUCUGAUGGGUUGAACGUGCAUGGAGAAGGCCUUAGACGGUUAAAGCUGCUUCCAAUAAUGCAAAUUCUAGAGGGCCUUAAGGGAGCAGGGACUUCGCCAAGGGAAGUAUUACACUUGACUCAGGCGAUGGAACACAUCUUUGCUUCAGUGAAAUUUCUUAUUUUUACAUUCAAGCAGUGCCAUGAAGAGGAAGUCUGUACAAAAGGAAAGGGUGGAGGGGGAGGAACGGAAGGGCCGGGCCUAGACACCGGGUUAAUACGGGAUGCUUACCAGGGAAUCUUGGAGCUGUACAAUGCCGAGGUUGUGAAAAGAAUAGGUGCAGCGAUCAUGAGGUUGCUUGAUACUAUGGAGAAACACAUGGAUCGAGUGCCAGAGUCCAGAUGGUUGCGGGUGAUUCCAAUUAUUCUCCAGAGUCCUCUCAUUGGCGAGAAACAGGUCGGAGAGUCAGUGUCAACUCGGUUAUUUUCUGUAGUUGCACGAUUAUCACCAUCUGCUUUGAAGAAAUUAACCGAGUGGCUCCGAACAUAUUCAAAAGAUAUCUUUGGAGGUCGAUUUGUGAGGGGAGUACAGAAAUACAUUACACAUAAGUUGCAUGUCUGGGGUGGGAAAGGUAAAAUACCUGUUCAGGUUAUCUCUCCUCUGAAGGUUCUAUCGUUGUUACACGACGCUAAUGUGAUGGAGAAUCUGAUUCCAUACUCAGAUUUUUAUAGCUAUGCAAUCAGCGAAAGCAUAAACUUUCAGGAACAGUAUGUAAAGUGGCUAGAAUACGAUUUUCCCAAGAGCAAGCCCUUAAUAUCUUAUUGUCAGGUUCCCUAUGUACUGACACCUGAUGCUAAAAGCAAGAUACUGCAGGCUGAGGCAAACAUUCAGAAACAACACUACGUGCAGACCUCUGUUCUCGACCAGCUCUUCAAGAAUCAAUUUAGCAUCCCUUUUUUGGUACUCACGGUGAGGAGAAGUGAACUAAUCAGAGAUACCUUGCAACAAUUGGCCUCGUACAAUGUGCAAGAGUUGAAAAAGCCCCUGAAGGUCGUGUUCGAUGGCGAAGCUGGUAUUGAUGAGGGAGGGGUGACGAAAGAAUUUUUCCAACUGUUGGUUCGUGAUUUGUUUAACGUGAGUUUCGGCAUGUUUACCUACAUUGAAGAAUCACGAACAUUAUGGUUCAAUCGGAAUUCGAUGGAGUCAGCCAAUGAAUUUCGUCUGGUCGGAAUAGUGUUAGGCCUUGCUAUCCACAAUGGUGUCAUUCUGGACGUGCACUUCCCGUUGACUGUCUACAAGAAAGUGAUGGGGAAAGAAAUGCAGUUGGAUGAUCUAAAAGACGUGCAACCUCAACUCUUUCGAGGUCUGCAGCAACUGCUUGACUUUGAUGGAGACGUGGAAGGAACCUUCUGUUUGACAUUUCAGGUUGAGUACGAAUUUUUUGGGGAAAUAAAAACACAUGAUCUUAUACCGGGCGGGUCCAACAUUCCUGUAACGAAGGACAACAGAAAGAGAUACGUGGAUCUUUAUGUACAUUACCUGUUAGAGGAAUCCAUCGACAAACAAUUUAGUUCUUUCAAGGAAGGUUUCAUGCAGGUGUGUUUGGGACGAGCUUUGUCCCUUUUUCGAUAUGAAGAGCUUGAGUUGUUGAUUUGUGGACUUCCUCACUUCGACUUUGAUGCCCUGGAACGCGUGACAGUAUAUCAAGGAGGUUAUACAAAAAAUAGCAGGAUAAUUAUCUGGUUUUGGGAAUUGGUUAGAGCAAUGCCUUUGGAAGAAAAGAAACAACUUCUAUUUUUUUCUACAGGCAAUGACCGGGCACCUAUUGGCGGUCUUGCCUGUCUCAAAUUCAUAAUUCAGAAAAAUGGGGACGACACAAACAGAUUACCAACAGCACAAACUUGUUUCAACAUUCUUUUAUUGCCGGAAUACAGCGGUAAAGCAAAACUCGAGAAUCGCUUGAAAGUGGCAAUUCAAAACUCCACCGGUUUCGGCCUUCAGUGAGAUGACCUGUAUAAUGAACAUAUGUUCUUUCAAGGAGCUCCAUGCCCUCCUGCUGUACUUAUUGUUCAAAGUCAGAAGCAUAUGGGCAGAGUGAUAUGUCUUCGUGGCUGUUGAUACAUACAUUAGCGUCCCUAAAGUAGGAUAAAAGAAUUUUACGUCGGUUAAAUCUGAUUUCGUCUUUGUGGUCACCUUUCACAGUUCAUGGUCCGCAUUUUGUUGUAUAAGUGACAGCUAUUAUAAUGGAACUCGUCCGAACUCAAAUCUCCUGAGUUUGAGUUCGAAGUCAUUGAUUGGAGCACAUGGCAACGGAUGUUUAUGAAGAGCGAGAAUUCCCAUCUCCAAGACCAAGAGAUGGGAUCUGGACAGUGCAAAAGAAUGUGUUUGUUUGUACAUACCACUGGUUGUUGCCAGCACAAGAUCGAAACGGGAAAAUUCUUGUCGGAAACUUAAUGUAGUCAACGAGCAAUCACUGUGUAAGAUUGCCACGAAUUCAGUAAUUCGAACCUUUCGUAAUUAUUAGAUGAUUAUCCUA
Messenger RNA from Marchantia polymorpha subsp. ruderalis, 4131 nucleotides. The record is from the annotation of a GenBank genome assembly. NCBI's taxonomy places the organism in Eukaryota, Viridiplantae, Streptophyta, Marchantiopsida, Marchantiales, Marchantiaceae.